Messenger RNA from Aureobasidium melanogenum CBS 110374, 1869 nucleotides. Its product is annotated as putative ubiquitin-like activating enzyme. Gene Ontology annotation, molecular function: SUMO activating enzyme activity. NCBI's taxonomy places the organism in Eukaryota, Fungi, Ascomycota, Dothideomycetes, Dothideales, Saccotheciaceae. The transcript is spliced from 2 exons. Gene Ontology annotation, cellular component: cytoplasm; SUMO activating enzyme complex. The coding region runs from base 1 to 1869 and encodes 622 amino acids. Gene Ontology annotation, biological process: protein sumoylation. The record is from RefSeq and is a predicted model, not a curated record.
AUGACGCGCGAACGCUACCUCAAGCAGUCGCUCGGCUCACAGUUCACCAACAUCAAGAAUGCGCGCAUCCUAGUCGUCGGCGCCGGCGGAAUUGGCUGCGAACUCCUGAAGAACCUCGUUUGCACUGGCUUCGGCGAGAUCCACCUCGUUGAUCUCGACACAAUCGAUCUCUCCAACCUCAACCGCCAAUUCCUCUUUCGCCAUGCCCACAUCAAAAAGUCCAAAGCCUUGGUCGCCCGCGAGGCUGCCUCCAAGUUCAACCCCAACGUCAAGAUCGAGGCGUACCAUGCCAACAUCAAAGACCCUCAAUUCAACGUUGACUGGUUCCGCGACUUCGUCAUCGUCUUCAACGCCCUCGACAACCUCGAUGCCCGCCGUCACGUCAAUCGCAUGUGCCUUGCCGCAGACGUACCACUGAUCGAGAGUGGUACUACUGGCUUCAAUGGCCAGGUCCAGCCCAUUCGCAAGCGCCUCACAGAAUGCUACGACUGCGCCCCGAAAGAAACUCCCAAGUCAUUCCCCGUCUGCACCAUCCGAAGCACCCCGAGCCAACCUAUUCACUGCAUCGUCUGGGCAAAGAGCUAUCUGUUCAACGAGCUGUUCGGCAUCAGCGAGGAUGAAGCAUCAGAUCUUGACCAUACAUCAGACGAGAAUAACAAGGAGGAGAUCGCCGAGUUGAAGAAGGAGGCUGCUGCCCUGAAAGAGAUUCGCGCAUCUAUGGGCUCAACAGAAUUCCCACAAAAGGUCUUUGACAAGGUCUUUACCCAAGACAUCAACCGAUUGCUUGGUAUGGAAGACAUGUGGAAGACGCGCAAGCCUCCGACUGCUCUGGACUUCGAAGCCGUCAAUGCCGCAGCCGCCAACGUCGACCGCGAGACGAUAGCGGACGAUCAAAAGAACUGGUCAUUGGAAGAGAACUUCGCCGUCUUCUCCGACAGCCUGACCCGUUUGAGCGACCGCCUUGACAAGUUGCGAGCAUCACAAGAGACUGGCGAUGCUCCCCCAAUCUUGACAUUCGACAAGGACGACAGGGACACGCUCGACUUUGUGGCAGCUGCCGCCAACCUGCGAUCCAUCACCUUCGGUAUUGAAACCAAGUCAGAGUUCGACAUCAAGCAGAUGGCUGGCAACAUUAUCCCUGCCAUUGCCACCACAAACGCUACCACAGCUGCUCUGUGUGUGCUAGAAGCCUUCAAGAUUAUGCGCGGUGAUUGGGCCAAGGCGAAGAUGGUCUUCCUGACCAAAUCGACCGAACGCGUUAUCAACAAGGAGUCGUUGCGUCCACCCAGACCCGACUGUGGUGUUUGCGCCACUGCCUACGCUAGACUGGUCAUCAACACCGACAAGACAACCCUCAAAACCUUCGUCGAAGAGGUUCUGGUUCGCAAGCUUGGCUACAAGGAAGAUGAAGUCGAGGUCAGCAACAACGGCGGAGUCUGGUACGAUCCAGACAUGGCAAUGGACGACAACGAGAAUCUCGAGAAGACAUUGAACGAUCUCGGCAUGGUCAGCAACUCAACUGUUCUCGUUCGUGGCGAGGACGAUGAGGGCGAGCGCGUCAACCUUGAGCUUUCGAUUUUCAAUAUGGAACUUGAUCAAUCCACAGCCGCCACAACCGAGUCCUUCACCCUCAUGCCCGAUCUUCAGACCAUCCCCAAGAAGACUCCCGCUCCUACCGCAACAACGACUGACUCCGGAUCAUCCAACGGACACAACCUUCCUACCCGUACAUCUACCAAGCGUACUGCUGAUGAUGCUGACUUGGACGCUGGAGAAACCGAGGCUGAACAGAUCGCCAAGCGCGGCAAGGUCGCCGAGGAGAACAAUGCCAUCGUCGUCGAUGAUGAUGGUGCUAUUAUGCUGGAUUGA